Molecule: messenger RNA, 7064 nt
Organism: Zonotrichia leucophrys gambelii
Lineage: Eukaryota; Metazoa; Chordata; Aves; Passeriformes; Passerellidae
Gene: PDS5B
Product: PDS5 cohesin associated factor B
Exons: 35
Coding region: 119-4465 (1448 amino acids)
Biological process (GO): mitotic sister chromatid cohesion; DNA repair
Cellular component (GO): nucleus; chromatin
Source: RefSeq, a predicted model, not a curated record
GGCUGCGGCGGCGGCGGCGGCAGCGCCUCUCCGAGCCCGGAGCGGCGGCAGCGCGGAGCGGACCCGCCUGCGACCAGCGAGGCGAGGCGGCUGCGGCGGGUUUUAAAACCGUGAAAUCAUGGCUCAUUCAAAGACGAGAGCCAAUGAUGGAAAAAUCACAUAUCCUCCAGGAGUCAAAGAAAUCUCUGAUAAAAUAUCUAAAGAAGAGAUGGUGAGAAGGCUAAAGAUGGUUGUGAAAACUUUCAUGGAUAUGGACCAGGACUCUGAAGAAGAAAAGGAGCUCUACCUAAAUCUUGCUUUACAUCUUGCUUCAGAUUUUUUCCUCAAACAUCCUGAUAAGGAUGUGCGUUUGUUGGUAGCAUGUUGUCUUGCCGAUAUUUUCAGAAUUUAUGCCCCUGAAGCUCCAUACACUUCACCGGAUAAACUGAAGGAUAUAUUUAUGUUCAUAACAAGGCAACUUAAAGGUUUAGAAGAUACAAAAAGCCCCCAGUUCAAUCGAUACUUUUAUUUGCUUGAGAACAUUGCUUGGGUCAAGUCUUAUAACAUAUGCUUUGAAUUAGAGGACAGCAAUGAGAUUUUUACCCAGCUGUAUAGAACGCUCUUUUCAGUAAUAAACAAUGGUCAUAACCAAAAAGUACACAUGCACAUGGUUGAUCUAAUGAGCUCUAUCAUUUGUGAGGGAGAUACUGUGUCACAGGAACUUUUGGAUACAGUGUUAGUUAAUCUAGUGCCAGCACAUAAGAAUUUAAACAAGCAAGCCUAUGAUUUGGCAAAAGCUUUACUAAAGAGGACGGCACAAGCAAUUGAGCCAUACAUUACUAAUUUCUUCAAUCAAGUCCUCAUGCUUGGUAAAACAUCAAUUAGUGACCUGUCAGAGCAUGUAUUUGAUUUGAUUUUGGAGUUAUACAAUAUUGACAGUCACCUCUUGCUUUCUGUACUACCACAACUCGAAUUCAAACUUAAGAGCAAUGACAACGAAGAACGUCUGCAGGUUGUAAAACUUCUAGCAAAAAUGUUUGGGGCAAAGGAUUCCGAGUUGGCGUCUCAAAACAAACCACUUUGGCAGUGCUACCUGGGGAGGUUUAAUGAUAUCCAUGUACCUAUUCGCCUUGAGUGUGUCAAAUUUGCAAGUCACUGCCUUAUGAACCACCCCGAUCUGGCAAAGGACUUAACAGAAUAUCUGAAAGUAAGGUCACAUGAUCCUGAGGAGGCCAUACGGCAUGAUGUUAUAGUAUCCAUAGUUACUGCUGCUAAAAAAGAUCUUCUGCUUGUCAAUGAUCACCUGCUAAAUUUCGUCAGAGAAAGGACACUGGACAAGCGGUGGAGAGUGAGGAAGGAAGCUAUGAUGGGACUUGCACAGAUAUACAAGAAAUAUUCAUUGCAAUCAGAAGCAGGAAAAGAAGCUGCAAAACAGAUAUCAUGGAUCAAAGACAAACUUCUGCAUAUAUAUUAUCAAAACAGCAUUGAUGACCGGUUACUUGUUGAACGCAUUUUUGCUCAGUACAUGGUCCCUCAUAACUUGGAAACAAACGAACGGAUGAAGUGUUUGUAUUACCUUUAUGCAACACUGGAUUCAAAUGCUGUGAAAGCAUUGAAUGAAAUGUGGAAAUGUCAAAAUCUGCUACGACAUCAAGUAAAGGAUUUAGUUGAUCUAAUAAAACAACCCAAAACAGAUGCCAGCAGUAAAGCUAUAUUCUCAAAAGUGAUGGUUAUAACAAGAAACCUUCCUGAUCCAGGGAAAGCUCAAGAUUUCAUGAAAAAGUUCACACAAGUUCUAGAAGAUGAUGAAAAAAUAAGAAGUCAGUUAGAAAUGCUUGUUAGCCCAACAUGUUCUUGCAAACAGGCUGAAGGAUGUGUGAGGGAAAUAACAAAGAAGUUGGGCAAUCCAAAGCAACCAACAAAUCCUUUCCUGGAAAUGAUAAAGUUUCUUCUUGAGAGAAUUGCUCCUGUGCACAUUGAUACUGAAUCCAUCAGUGCCCUUAUCAAACAAGUGAACAAGUCUAUAGAUGGAACAGCUGAUGAUGAAGAUGAGGGUGUACCUACUGACCAGGCAAUCAGAGCAGGUCUUGAAUUGCUGAAGGUACUUUCGUUUACGCACCCUAUCUCAUUUCAUUCAGCUGAAACUUUUGAAUCUCUCCUUGCUUGCUUGAAAAUGGAUGAUGAAAAAGUGGCAGAAGCUGCAUUACAAAUUUUCAAAAAUACAGGAAGUAAAAUUGAAGAAGACUUUCCUCACAUACGAUCUGCUUUGCUUCCAGUGUUGCACCAUAAAGCUAAGAAGGGACCCCCUCGUCAAGCCAAGUAUGCUAUUCACUGCAUCCAUGCAAUAUUUUCCAGCAAAGAAACGCAGUUUGCACAGAUAUUUGAGCCACUGCAUAAAAGUCUGGAUCCAAGCAAUUUUGAGCACCUCAUUACGCCAUUGGUUACUAUUGGCCAUAUAGCCAUGCUUGCACCUGACCAAUUUGCUGCCCCUUUGAAAUCUUUGGUUGCUACUUUUAUUGUUAAAGAUUUGCUAAUGAAUGAUAGGCUUCCAGGAAAAAAGACAACAAAACUUUGGGUCCCAGAUGAAGAAGUGUCUCCUGAAACCCUUGUUAAAAUUCAGGCCAUCAAGAUGAUGGUUCGAUGGUUGCUAGGAAUGAAGAACAACCACAGCAAGUCAGGUACUUCUACUCUGAGACUGCUAACAACAAUAUUACACAGUGAUGGAGACUUAACAGAGCAGGGGAAAAUAAGUAAACCUGACAUGUCUCGCUUGAGGCUGGCUGCUGGGAAUGCUAUUGUGAAGCUGGCACAAGAACCUUGUUACCACGAAAUCAUCACCUUAGAACAGUACCAACUGUGUGCACUAGCCAUAAAUGAUGAAUGUUACCAAGUGAGACAAAUAUUUGCUCAGAAGCUUCACAAAGGCCUUUCUAGACUACGGCUGCCACUAGAAUAUAUGGCUAUUUGUGCACUGUGUGCAAAAGAUCCCGUGAAAGAGAGAAGAGCUCAUGCUAGGCAGUGCCUUGUGAAGAACAUAAAUGUCAGAAGGGAAUAUCUGAAGCAACAUGCAGCAGUUAGUGAGAAACUGUUGUCACUUCUACCAGAGUAUGUUGUUCCUUAUACUAUCCAUCUUCUAGCUCAUGACCCAGAUUAUGUCAAAGUCCAGGACAUUGAGCAACUCAAGGACAUUAAAGAGUGCCUGUGGUUCAUACUGGAAAUAUUAAUGGCUAAAAAUGAAAACAACAGUCAUGCCUUUAUCAGAAAAAUGGUAGAAAAUAUCAAACAGACUAAGGAUGCUCAAGGACCAGAUGAUCAAAAAAUGAAUGAAAAACUAUAUACAGUCUGUGAUGUAGCAAUGAAUAUCAUUAUGUCAAAGAGUACAACAUACAGUUUGGAAUCCCCUAAAGACCCUGUACUUCCAGCCAGAUAUUUUACUCAACCUGACAAGAAUUUCAGUAACACCAAAAAUUAUCUUCCUCCGGAAAUGAAGUCUUUUUUCACCCCUGGAAAGCCCAAAGCAGCCAAUGUUCUUGGAGCAGUUAAUAAGCCUCUUUCGUCAGCAGGCAAGCAGUCUCAAUCCAAAUCUUCACGAAUGGAAACUGUAAGCAAUGCCAGCAGCAGUUCAAAUCCAAGCUCUCCGGGAAGGAUCAAAGGGAGGCUUGACAGUACUGAAAUGGACCACAGUGAAAAUGAAGAAUUCACACUGGCUUCACCCUUACCAGGAAAGAAAACUGACAAAAGGGACGACUCUGAUCUUGUAAGGUCAGAGUUGGAGAAGCCUAGAGGAAGGAAGAAAGCCACUAUCACAGAUUCAGAAGAAAAGCUAAGCAUAGAUGACCUGAAUAAAGUGGGUCAAGAGCAGAAGCUUAGAGGUAGUCAACGGGGAAGGAAGAGACCUGCAGUUGUAUCAGAAGCUGAUGAAACACAAUGGCAAGAGGAAAAAAGGCUAAAAGAAGAUGUGAUAGAAAGUGAGGAUGAACAGAACAGUCCACCAAAGAAAGGGAGGAGAGGACGCCCUACCAGAACAAAUAAUGGGACAGCACCAAAGGAAGAACCAGUGGCAAAGUCAUCAAAAAGGAGCAAAAAAAAACAACCGCCAGCAGCUGCAGUGGAAGAGGAGGAGGAGGAGGAAGAAAGGCAAACUGAAAAUAUUGAACAAAAACCAAAAGGCAGGCAAAACAGGACAUCAAAAAGAACACAGCAGAGAGCAGAACCAUCUGAAACUAGUACAGUUGAAUCAGCACAGUCUACGCCACAGAAAAGACGAGGAAGGUCAUCACAAACACCACCAGCACAGCAAAAAAAAGUCCGUGCAGGGCGUUCCAAACAAGCAGCCAGUAAAGAGAAUGAAUCCAGUGAAGAGAUGGAUGUGUUUCAGAGCAGUUCACCUGUCAGUGAUGAUAUUCCCCAGGAAGAAGUAAUGGAAGAAGAGGAAGUUUCCACAAUCAAUGUCCGUCGCAGAACUUCCAAAAGGGAAAGACGAUGAGUGAGCAUGUAGUUACCAGCCUUCCAGGUGAAAGCUUUGAAGAAUGCUUUUAAUAUAAAGCUUGAGACUGAAUGAAGCUGUUAGUGCACAAAUGGGGUUGCUGAAGAGAAGACAAAACCUAUUUUACUGCCCCUGCAUUUUCAGUCCCUAGGUCACAAGCUUUAGCCACACACAUGUUGAUAUCAUUAACUGUGGAUUUUUGUGAAGUGUAAUGUGCGCUGGCUUUGUAGACAUAUGAACUAAAGAAGAAAACUGUAAAUAGUUCUUUUUUUAAUGUUUCUGACUUAUAAAGUGCUUGUAUAGCUUUUAUCUGCGGCUUUAAACUGACAGUACCCCACUGUUUAUUGGAUCGAUUGAUUUAAAAAAAGAACAGAGUUUGUUGAAAAUUGAUCUCAAGCAAUAUCUGUCAGUGUUCGUAUUUGUACUCUUGUUGACAUUUAACUGUGAAAAACAAGUCAGUUGAACAAAUAGUGCCACAUUCUUUUGCCACUAUUUGUCGAGGAGAAGAAGAAGAAGAAAAAACAGUCUUUGUGUCCUUCAUGAAUAUAACCUAGUGUUUACCUUCAGGCACCUACCUAUCAUCAGAGGUGCUAAAUUAUUUUCUUUUACAGUUGAACAAUAUUGGAUAGAAUAAUACAAGACAUGCAAAUUUGGAAAGAAGUUUUGUUUUACACCUCAGUAUUGAUGCCAGACUUUUCUGGACUUGUAGUGGCAUUGAAAAUUCAAAAAGGAUUUAAAAUACUUUAAUUUUAAAAGUGUGUUAUUAAAUAAUGUACUGAAUACCCUACCCAUUUUAUCUUCCCCUAUCAGUUUUUAUUAAUCUACUGUAUCAAUAAAAUUCUGUAACUGAGUUUUUAAUAGUCUAGUAUGUUAAUGUGUAUAGAUAUUUCCUUCUGAACAUGAUGUUCACAAAGAGCAAAUUAUUACUACGUUAUAAUAUGAAAUCUGAUAUAUAAACAUUAGUGAAAAUACAGUUCUUAUUACAAUGUAAAGUUAAUCACAAAGAGAAAUUUUAUUGAUGCAGUGUGUCUUUAUAAAGCUGUUCUUGAGAGCCAAGUGUUUUGUAUUUUAUAGUGAAGUUGCAUGUUUAUGACAAAUGUGCUGAAAAUGGGAUGUAAUGUUUUUUUUUGAAACUCGUAUCUAGCAGUAGUAUAUGGUAGGUUGUCUCAUGAGAGAUCCUUUUAUUGAGAGUUUAUUGUACCUUCUGUUUUGUUUUUGAUUUUUGAGCCAAAUUUUUUUGGUAUGAAGAGCUAAGUUUUUUGUUGAAUAACCAGCUGUCAAUUAUUAUGGUCAAGGUAUUCAAGAUUUGAAUGAAGCUUCGUUUUUAUUUUGUGCUACAAUAGAGAGAGGUUGGUUUGUGUUGGGGCUUUUUUUGUUUUGUUUGGAGGUUUUGUUUUGUUUUGUUUCGGUUUUUUUUUUGUGGGUUUUUUUUUUUUUUUUAGUUAUAAUCUGUAAAAAAAAAAACAACAAAAGAAACAAAAUACAUAGAGCAGUAUCCUGUAUACAGUUUAACAGUUUACAAACUGUCUUUGAACCAAAAUAUAUCAGUUGUUAUACUCUGCUUAGCCAAGCACACAUCAUAAUUUCAGGUGCUGUUCUGCCUCUGGUUCCCUACAGUUGACAACAUGUGAAAAAUAAAUUUCUAACCUAAGAAAAUUUUAUUUCACUGAAUAAUGGAGCAUUUUCACAUAAUCCAUCAUUAAAUAAGUUAUUGUUGCAAGGUUGCCUGUAAAGAUUAUAGGAAAGGAUAAUACUAAACCACAAAUCCACCAAUUUCCAAACUGUAAGAUCACUAAUAAAACAAGAAACCCUUAGAAUUUUUUUCAUUAUUCAUUUUUUUUGGUACCACUAGGAAAAAGUAUUAUAAUAAUUAGAUUAUUCUGCCUCAUCUUAACUUUCCCCCCUCUUCCAGUAUUCAGCUUUUCACAUUUAUAUCUAUAGAUGUGGGGGAAAUGCUGACUAGAAAGGCAGUUUAUGGUUGAUGUGAAUUGACUUUGAAAUAGUUGGCACAACAGAACUGGCUUACUUAUGCUUCAGCAGUGCAAAUGCAAGUUGUUGAGGGUUUUUUAUGGUAUAAAAUGAUUGAAAGCUAACUUUGUAUUUUCCUCUUUGACAGAAUUGCACUGAAAACAUUUAUGGAAGAUGUACCUUUAAGUCAAUUUUAUAAAAAAAUAUGAAAAAGUAAUGCUGAAACUGCUGCAGACUCUUGAGGCUUUAUGUGCAUAAACAUGGUUAGGUUAAACUUCAUGGAAUAUUGAUGCACCAUUACUGAUCAUAAUGUUUAUUGUAAAUUUAAACUAUAGUUUUGCAAUUUAAAUGUUGAUUUCUUGGGUAAUAAUGUGUAAAUCAUUAUUUCUUGAGAAAUAGGCACAGCAAAUAUGUCAUUCUUGUAUUCAAACCUCUUCUAAGUUCAUUCUCAUCUCAUAUAAAGAAAAUGAAUAUUUUAUGUACUAACAUUUUGAGAUCUGCAUACAUAGCUACAGUAGUUUAUAAUUAUGUAUAAAAGAUAAAUUGCUAACAUUCAGUUAGCAUGCUCUUCUGCAAUGAUAAUGUUAAGUUUAUAAAAAUGUAUUGUAUUACAUUAAAAGAUCAAAUUGAA